Protopolystoma xenopodis is the source of this 828-nucleotide messenger RNA. NCBI's taxonomy places the organism in Eukaryota, Metazoa, Platyhelminthes, Monogenea, Polystomatidea, Polystomatidae. The record is from the annotation of a GenBank genome assembly.
AUGAGACUAAAUACUUCACUCCCCCUCACUUCAACAAGCGUUGCAUUUCACAACAACUUUUCACACAAUUCCAAACCUAGCUGUGUUUCACUUGCCCCUGGUGGACACUUAAAUAGAAGCUGUUCUCCCGUCUCUUCUUCUUCCUCCUCUACCACCUCAUCAUCGAUGAAUUCCACUUCGAGUUGCAAUCAGUUGGCAGUUGACUCGCUUUCCACGCCCUCCGCUGAGGUAACUGCAGACAGUCACUGGGCCGGUACUCGAAACUCCGGCACUGCCAGCUCUGCUGCGCUUCGAGCUCCCAUUGCCUCAGUCUUCAAGAAUGCUAUUAGGCCUGGAUUCGUUGACAGGGACAACCGUUUUGGCGUUCGAGCCUGCAUCGCUGGAAAUUGCGAUGUUGUCGAUGUUACAUCUUCCGGUUGCAAUGCCACAAAUCGAGGUAAUUCGAAUCAAGCAAUUUCAAGUCUUCUUUCUCCGAGCUGCGAUGUUGGCCGAUCUGUUGUUCCUCUGCAAAAUCUAUCCACUGGGGGCGUCUACUCCUCUGUCUUUUCCCCAUCAUGCCUGAUGGACAAAGCAGCCGCUUUACUGGAAGCCUCCACCAAACGAAAUUUUCGGCAUCAGAGGUCGUCCAGCCUCAGCUCCUCAUCUUCUAGCUCUUCUUCCUCUUCUUCCUCCUCACUUAGUUCUUCCUCUUCUUCAUCGUCUCAUUCAUCUCAAUCUCUUUCCUUUCCCACUGCAGCCAACGAAGCCUUGGGAACUGUAAUGACCCCCCACAAACUCAAUUUCCCGAUAGCAAUUCAAUCCAGGCCCAAGGAAGAAGCGAUUAGGUAA